CGCGGACUGCGCAUUCGUCUUCCCUUGGGCCCUACUCGUGUAUGUGUGUUCAUACAACGUACACGUAAGCAUUUCGUAAGCAUAUGUGCGAAAAGGUGUUCUUCCCACCCCACAUCAUCGUGAAACAAACAACUUAUUGGUCGAACGGUGACGGAGCAGCGAACCCGCGUCAUCUCUCCAUAAAUCAAGUUUUUCUCCAUUCUCGAAGGGUUCUUCUUGCUUUCAGGGGUUGCCGAAGAAGUCGGCCAUCUACUCGCAGACUCGUCGAAACCGAGGCAAAAAAAAAACCCCAAAAGAAGGGUGCCAGGAGCAAGCAGCCCAAGAAACGCGCUUCUUGGGAAUGUUCGAUGAAGGCCAAACGUACAGCCGGUGAUCUUGUGCCGAUUCCUGUCAAGAUUAUCGAUCGAGGACCUGAUGUUGCCCUGGCAUACACAUAUCUUGGAGACGCCGUGUGGGAACUUUACGCAAGACAGCACAUGAUACUCCGCUCAGCAGAGAAAGCCGGUCGAACUUCACCCUGCGGCACUGUGAUACGGCCACAGGAGGCCACUAAACUCAACUGGUGUUCGUCAGUAGCAAUGAGUGACCACCUGGCGCGUCUGCUGGCUGACGGUACAAUUACCGAUGACGAAAUCAGCAUUCUCGAAUGGGGACGCAACUUUGGCCACGAGUCCCGCUCAGGACACAAAACACUUCAACAUCGUGAGGCUUCUUCUCUCGAGGCUUUGAUUGCUUAUUGGUACCUUUUUGACCAGGAUCGCCUGCACUUGGUCCUCUCACACCUCGGAAUGAUAUUGUGCCGGCAGCCUGUUAGUCAAUUGACCUCUGUACAGGUAAAGGUUACCAUGUCGAAUGUCAGGCAUGGACGCGUUGGCACAACUUACGAUAAUUUGGGAACUCACUAUAACUUCAAGAGUGGACAAUACUGUGAUGUUUCUGAGGCGUCCUGAAUUGAAUUUUCAGUGCCAUCGAGUAUCAUAUUGUUAAGUGUAUUUACGUAGACUAGUUUAGAUCAGCCUAGAAAACGACAUCGCCUCACAUUUAAUCUGACACAGUCUCACGACUAUAAGAU
Micromonas pusilla CCMP1545 is the source of this 1072-nucleotide messenger RNA. RefSeq lists its product as uncharacterized. NCBI's taxonomy places the organism in Eukaryota, Viridiplantae, Chlorophyta, Mamiellophyceae, Mamiellales, Mamiellaceae. The record is from RefSeq and is a predicted model, not a curated record. Gene Ontology annotation, biological process: RNA processing. Gene Ontology annotation, molecular function: ribonuclease III activity. The transcript has a single exon. Bases 84 to 950 code for a protein of 288 amino acids.